Messenger RNA from Funneliformis geosporum, 1939 nucleotides. The record is from the annotation of a GenBank genome assembly. Lineage: Eukaryota; Fungi; Glomeromycota; Glomeromycetes; Glomerales; Glomeraceae.
CAAAAAAAGGACGUGUGAAGCGUAUCCUUCAGUUUUCACUAGAUAAUGGGUGGAAUAAACUUGAUCACGUUAGAGUCCAACCACCUACUAACUUAGGCCUCGAAGUAAGACCUCGUAUACUUAGUAUAGAAAAAAAUAACAAUUCAUUAAGAAUAAUUGUGGGUCAGGAUGUAUUACAAAAAUGCGCAGACUUAGUUCUGCAAAAGUAUUCUAACUAUCUUAGGGAUUGGAGUAUCGAAGAAAAUGAUUCGCGAAACUUCGUAUAUUUUAACCGGAAAGCUCCACUAGAAUGUCCACUCUGCAAACGCAUACAUGACAAGGAUCAGAGGUGGUUCGGUCAUAUAUCUACUAGUGGUACAUUCAUUGUGAAAUGUUUUCGGCAAAAUAGUGAUGAACCUGGGGAAGUUUUUGAAUGUGAUCCAUCUAUUGCAGAAAAAAUUCGACGAGAAAAUAAAAAUUUUCCGCAAUCAUCUCACAAGGUCAAGGUUCCAGGUUUCCCUAAAGCUUUCUUAAAUUUCCCAUCUUGGGUCAAGUAUAAUGAGCCCCUUUCAGCAACAGAAAUAUAUAAGGAGAGAUAUGUAAGACCAUUACCCAAUGAAGGUGAUAUUUAUGUAGGGUUGCCUUGGGAAACUGGAAAAACAUACAUUCUCGAACAUCUUACUAUAUCUGACAUUGUGAAUUUGCUAGCAUUAUCUACGCGCCAUUCUUAUUCGAAUGCCGUUACUACAAGACUUAAUCUUAAGUCAUAUUGUGAUAUUGAUGGUAAUAUAAAUCUUCCCGAUCAUAAGAGGGUAGUAUGCCAGAUAGAAAGCUUACAUCUAUCUAUAAAUGCUCAGGCACAAAGUCGUUUAGCGGGACAAUCAAUAGAGAAAUUGUAUAAACUAAUUCAAGAAGCGAGACGCAUUAUCGUUAUGGAUAAUGAUCUUACCAAUCUUAAUAUCGAAUGGAUUAAAGCUCUUCGCAAGGAUAAACCAUUUUCAAUUAUUUAUAACACUUACCAACCUCAGAAAGGUAAAACAUUCCACCUAGCUCCUAAUAAAGAAACUGUGUUAACUGAACUCUGGGAUUGGGCCAAGAAAAUGUCUUCACUACCUUUUGAGUCUUGGAAAAGUGCUUUACUUAUUUGCCAUCUCAGAAAAGAUAUACAAGGAAUUGUUCGCACCCUUAAGACCAGUUUUCCAGAAUUGCGAAUCAAGGAAUAUCAUGGCAAAUCUGAUCCGGUGGAAAAGGCUCAAGAUUUUAGCAAUGUAGAAGCAGCAUGGAAAGACGUAGACCUAGUUGCCUAUACUAGCACUCUAAAAAUAGGAGUAUCAUGUACCAAUCCUAAGUUUGAGCGAGCAUUCUGUCUCUUUAAUAGCUAUAUAGAAACCAAUGCAGGGACAAAUCAGAUGUUAUUUCGCAUGCGAUGCAUUAAAGCUUAUAUAUGUCAUAUCGAACAAAGAUCGUCUAAUAUUCCAAUUACAGAAGAAGGAUUAUUUCAAUGGUUAUUGAAUGCUAAACGUGAAUGUCUCCCCCAAGAACUUCAGAAUAGAGGAAUAUUUCCAGAUAUCAACUCUAUUAUUCAGAAUAAGGAUGUACCAACUAUUCGAUUAUGGGUGGCAUAUAUGUUAGAAAAAUUUCGAUCUUAUCAUUUAUUUAGCUGGAGAAUGGUUGAUUUUCUCCGAAAUGCAGGUAUGGUAAUUUCUAUCAUAGAACUUAUUCCUAAACCUAAAGAUAAUAUGACAUUAUUAUCCCAGACAAUAAAGGUGAGUUCAUCUAUCAUUAAAGCAGAAGAAAUUUCAGAUAUAUCAAAUGCCUGUAUUCUUGAUCAUGAGAUAGCUGAGGUUUUGGAAAAUAAGCCGAAGAAGACUUUAGAGGAAAUGCGAUCUUUAGACCAGCAUCAUAUUGUAGAAUGUUAUGAGAUCCCGCCUGAAUCAUUAACUGAAGAAUUCAUAUCAAA